GUUGGCAAACCGCAGUUAAACAAAUCCAAAGAACAAGAGGAAAGACGUACAGCCGAACUGUAGACGCAGUCGCAGACUGUUCAGAGGUAAAAACACCCAAUAGGAACAUACUGGAUUAUAACAAGAUGGCGGAGGUUGUUGAGCUUCAAAAACUGAAGUUGGCUGAACUGAAGCAGGAAUGUGCGGUCAGGGGACUGGAAAUCAAAGGGAACAAAGGGGAGCUGAUCGCCAGGCUACAAGCGUAUCUGGAGGAGCACGGAGAUGAGGAGAUAAAUGAGGAAGAGGUUUUGGGAGAAGACACAGAGGAGGAUAUUCCAAAAGUGGGGGAAACUUCGAAACCGAAACCACAGAUGGCUGUGGAAGCUGCUCCUGCACAGGAUGCUGUGAAGGUGGUGAAAAUCCCUCACUCGUUGUCCGUAGAGGAGAAGAUGAAGAAGAGAGCCGAGCGCUUCAACCUGGCCAGCGGGGACAACAAGAUGGCCGCCCGCGCUGCCAGGUUUGGCUUGCCUGUCGUACCUCCCGCCUCCGCGCAAGGCGCCUCUGCAGACAGCAAGCCCGCGGUGGACGUGGACACCCUGAAAAAGCGGGCCCAGCGGUUUGGGAUGAACGUGUCCUCCAUCUCCAAGAAGGUCGAGGAUGAGGAGAAGCUGAAGAAGAGGAAGGAAAGGUUCGGCAUCCUCACCAGCGCGGCUGCCGUGGGUCCAGACGACUCAGAGGCCAAGAAGCGGAAGAGGGCCGAGAGAUUCGGAAAUGUGUAACACUAAAGUUGUCGUUCUUUUCUACCUUUUUUUAAAGAAAUGCUUUUGCUUUGUAUUUUUCAACGCGUUCUCGUCAUUCUCAAUAAACGACCAAGCCGCUCAAGGGCUUGCGUUUGCUCUGGGACUGAAACCCUGUCACAGUUUGUAAAUUAAAGGUGAUUCCACAUUUUUCAAA
Messenger RNA from Anguilla rostrata (American eel), 933 nucleotides. RefSeq names its product SAP domain containing ribonucleoprotein (gene sarnp). Lineage: Eukaryota; Metazoa; Chordata; Actinopteri; Anguilliformes; Anguillidae. The transcript is spliced from 11 exons. The record is from RefSeq and is a predicted model, not a curated record. Gene Ontology annotation, biological process: poly(A)+ mRNA export from nucleus. Bases 126 to 758 code for a protein of 210 amino acids. Gene Ontology annotation, cellular component: nucleus.